Panonychus citri (citrus red mite) is the source of this 3275-nucleotide messenger RNA. RefSeq lists its product as uncharacterized. NCBI's taxonomy places the organism in Eukaryota, Metazoa, Arthropoda, Arachnida, Trombidiformes, Tetranychidae. The transcript has 4 exons. Bases 172 to 2772 code for a protein of 866 amino acids. The record is from RefSeq and is a predicted model, not a curated record.
CUCUCUUCUCGUCUUGUAUUCAGUUCUCAGGUGAGUGAGUCAUGGAAAAGUGUUUUUAUUCUUGACAUCAAUUAAUCUUUAUCUUUAUUAGUAUUUAUACAAAUUCUAUAUCUGUUUGAAUGUUUACACUUGAUUUUACAUUUUCUUCGUCUUCCCCAUCAUAUCAUCAACAUGGAUUUUAGUAACAACGACUUGUGUAAUAGUAAUUCUAGUGAGAAAGGUGAUUAUCAUGAGCGAUCAUCAUCUCCAAGUGAACGGGAAUCCGUCUCAUUACCUCCUCUCAAUGCAAUGGCUUUUACUAUUCCUUUAGAUGAGCCUAAAGUUAAAUGGAAAGGUAAAAGUUUCAGUAUCAAAGAUGCUAUAAGAAAAUUUGCCCCUCCGAAACCCGAUACCAUUGAGAAACAACGUCCAGUUAAAUUGAAAUCAAGUGAUACAGAAAAAAUUGUCUCCAAAUCAAAGGAUAAGAAAAAAGAUGACAAAGGAAAAUUACCAAAAGAACCUGAAGGUCAAGUUAGUGAUAGUGCUUCUUAUUUGAUUCAGAGAAUGUUAAAUGAUGAAUCUCAACAGUUGCAAUGUGAUGAUGAUCUGGACAAUGAGAACACCGAAGACAAUGAAAGAUCUGAGCUGAAAAGAUCGGACAGUAAACGGAAAACGCGAAACUCUGAUAGUAGUGGAAAAAGAUGUUCAUCGAUUAAUGGUUGUGCUGGUGAAAAAGAUUCUGGUGUUUGUGAUGAUAAAAGUGAAUCGGGAACUUACACUUUAGAUAAAAAUGAUCCUGUUGUUGAAGAAGCGAGAAAAAGGAUUGACCAAGUAUUUGGUGUUCCAAGUGAUUCAGAAGGACCUUUUCCGUCCCCGACAAGUUUGGACCAAGUAAAAUCGUCUUUAGCCUCAAUCACUGCUCUCAAAUCUAUUCUUUCAUCUUCGAAAACUGAUGUUAAUAUGUACAGCUCAUCAACGACAAUUAAUCGAUCAUUGAAUGAUCACCGACGUCAAUCAGACUCUAAACCUCCUCUAAUCAGUUCAAGUUAUUUAAAUUCGCGGACUCAUGCGAGUUGCCCUUCGAGUAAUCCUGGCAGUGAUAGUGAAUCAAACAGUUAUCCUAUUAAACCACAGCGAAAGCAAAAGUAUUUAUCCCAAGAUAAUGAUACCAAUACGAAAGAUGAGUGUUCCAUGUGGACUCGGAGAGAUUCAAUGGAUCGCAGUUCCAUCAGGAGCCGAACCAAUUCUUUCACCAAGAGAUGUUCAAAAUCUCCUUCAUCAUCUCCAUCACCUUCACCAAUAUCAAAAGCAACACCAUCAACAACAGUCCCAAUCUCACCUUUGAAAAGCUACACAACAGGAUCAUCAACUAAUCUUGUAAAUCAGAGACUCGGCCGAUCUCAUAGUAGCCCCAGAAAUGGUCCUGAUCUUGAUCUCGGUGAUUGUGAUGAUACAAGCAGCUUAAAAUCUGAAGCAUCGAAUGCAUCGACUACACCAAGUUCGGGCGGUGGAAAGGGUAAAAAUUGUGAUUCAAAUUCCAAUAAAGCUUCUUCCAUGCGUUUUAAUCGAGCUUUCGCCCUGAGAAGAGCUAAACUUGGUAUGGAUACUCUUGGUGUUCCACUUAAUCUUACAGCUGAACGACAAGCUCAUCAUUCCUCCAUCUUGGAAUCUCGAAGUAACCCAAGAUCUACUCCUAGUCCUACAUUCAAUCGUAGUGACGGAGGAAGAUUCAGUCUAAGAUUAUCGAAUAAUAAUAAUAAUAAAAGUUCUAACCGGAAGCCUCCAGCAGGUAAUCCUAACCAUUGGAGCCGUCAAUCAUCACCAGCACAACCUGGAACAGGAAGUAACACUCGGCAACCGGUGAUAAAUAAAUUACGAAAUUUGAGUACUUCCUCUGAUACGGAGAAUCGAUGUUCGUCUCCUGGCCAGUCUCCAUCCCGUUCGAUCCGAUCCAUUCCCAUACAGAAAAGUUCAUCUUUCCAUAAUCCAAAAGAUUCCAGUUCAUUGUCAUCAGUUUGUCGAGAUGUUUCAUCUUCGUCCAACAGUUUUCGAGGAAUGUCCCCCUUUGCGAUAUCUAAACGAUUCUUUUCAAAUAAUAACUCGAAUCAAAUGAAUUACAGUGGUACUAAAACUCGAGAGACAAACAGUAGCCUCAAUUUGAACAAUCAAAAUUCAAUUUCUAACAAUAAUCAUCACAGUUUACCUCCAAUUAACCAUAAUUAUGGUGAUAGAAGAAGCAGCAUGAGUGAGAGUUUGAAUGAUUCUAAAUUGUCACGAUUAACGGGAUCACCGACUCGCUCCAUCCAAGCCCCAACACCUUUAACAUCGGCAUCAGCUUAUAUCAAGCAAGCACCUUUGUCAACACCAACUCGAACCUAUUAUAAUGGAGAAAGUGGUAAAAACUCAUCACCAGGAAAAGAGUUGAGUGCCUUAGAUAAACUUGUAAUUUCAGCGAUCUUUCAAUUAUCUCAUAAACUGCGUUACAAUUUACGAGCAAUUUUAGACAACGAGAGACUUAAAUAUCCUCCUGGAAGUGAAACUCGUUUAAUGAUUGAAGAUUUACUUCCCCAAGUCGCUGUUCAAGAGAAACGAAUUCUCGAUAAUGGUGAAAUAAGUCGAGAUCUUUCGAGUAUCUUGAAGAAUUUGAAGAAAGUUGAACAAAGUUACGAACUGGUUACCUUGCUUCUCGCUAAUGGAAACACCAACUCACUCACCAAUUCAUUACCAGGAGGCGAUCAUGACUUUUAUGGAGAUAACAGCAUUUCUUGCACUGAUUUUCAAGAUGAAUAUUGAUAUUCCAACGGACAAUCAGAAUGAUCAUCACAAUCAAAAGCAACAAUAACAAAGAGUCUUCUCAUUUUCUGUAAUCAAUUGAACUGCUCUUUUCUCACCUUUCACCAUUUAUCAUGAAAAUCAUUCGCUGUGGUUCAUAUCAUCCGUUGUUGCAACUCAAUCCUGCCUUUUAUCAAAGUCUCGGCAAAUAUUAUCUUCUCCAUCAUCAUGGUGACUGUUAUUAGAGUAUUUCUAUUUUUUGAGAUGAAAAGAAAAAGGAGAAAACAAAUCAAAUGAAAGAAAAGCCUUUUUCUUCAUCCACCAGAACCUCAAUCAGAUUAUAUCCAAAGUGAACAACAAUCACCAUCAUCAGAAUAACAUUCAGCACAAAUUCAGUUCUUCACACUACCUUGACUCUCUAAUCAUGAUUUUAUUUUCCAGAUCUUAUACAUUAUAAUAUUAUUAUUAUCAUUUUAUCAAUCUUAUCAUCAUCAUUCUCAUUAAAAUUAUUAUUUUAAAGUUUA